AUGGACUCAAAAGAAUCUAAGUUGAAGGAUGAAGAGAACGAUUGUGGGUAUUUUCGUUGGAUUGAUCCACCAUUAUUGAACAAGUGGUAUAUAGAGAAGAUCUAUGAAAUGGGAGUUGUUGCUAAUGAUGGUGUUGUUGUUCUUUUCCAUAACCAUGUUAAUGAAGUUGAAAUACUUCUUAAUGGCCCUAAUGCCCUUGAACCUGCUAAUCAGACUGCAGUGCCUGUGAACACCCAUGUACAUGCUAAUGUACUUGGAUUCUGGAAGUGGAUGAUGGAAUCACCAAUUAGGGUUACGGGAAGGGUAUCAGGCUGUAUUUAUACGUCUAGCUGUCAAAACACCGUACCUGCGAUUGCAAGGGGUAAACCUGCGAUCGCAUGUAUCAUCCAAAAGGACGUUACAGAUUUUUUUUUAAUGAAGUACGUUGCUAUUUCGAUGCAAUUUGACCAACCUGUGAUCGCAAGGGCACAACCUGCGAUCGCAAGUAUCUCCUUUUCUCAACUAAUGAUUUUUUUGGCUCGACAAAUCCUCGUAAGCAACCUGCGAUCGCAAAGGGAACCUGCGAUCGGAAGGACAAAGCUUGCAAUUGCAAGCUGCUUCAUCUGGCUCUUUUGGCCGUCGUUCCUCCUUCCAAACAGUUCCUGA
Molecule: messenger RNA, 645 nt
Organism: Lactuca saligna
Lineage: Eukaryota; Viridiplantae; Streptophyta; Magnoliopsida; Asterales; Asteraceae
Source: the annotation of a GenBank genome assembly